AUGAUGUUCCCCGGCCUCCUUCCGCCCCCCGCGGGGUAUUCCAGCCUCCUGCGACCCACGCCCACCUUAACACUGCCCCAGUCCCUUCAAUCUGCAUUUUCUGGCCACUCUAGCUUCUUAGUGGAAGAUUUGAUCCGCAUCAGUCGGCCCCCUGCCUACCUGCCUCGCAGCAUACCCACUGCCAGCCUGUCACCCCCCAGGCAGGAGGCCCCCACAGUCCUCGCUGACUCGGGGACCUCGGACCUGGGCUCUCCGGGGCCCGGGAGCCGUCGUGACAGCUCUCCACAGACUGCCCUCUCCCCUGCCAGCGAGCCCACGUUUUUGAAGUUUGGGGUGAACGCCAUCCUCUCAUCCGCGCCCAGAAGAGAAACAUCGCCGGCUUUGCUGCAGAGUCCCCCUCCUAAGACGUUCGCCUUUCCUUACUUCGAAGGCUCCUUCCAACCCUUCCUUAGAUCCUCCUAUUUCCCAGCGUCCUCCAGCGUGGUGCCCAUCCCUGGGACGUUCUCCUGGCCGCUAGCCGCUCGCGGGAAGCCUCGCCGGGGCAUGCUGCGUAGAGCUGUGUUCUCGGAUGUGCAGCGCAAAGCCCUGGAGAAGACCUUCCAGAAGCAGAAAUACAUCAGCAAGCCUGACCGGAAGAAGCUGGCGGCCAAGCUGGGCUUGAAGGACUCGCAGGUGAAAAUCUGGUUCCAGAAUCGACGAAUGAAGUGGCGGAACUCCAAAGAGCGCGAGCUCCUGUCUAGUGGGGGCUGCCGAGAGCAGACCCUUCCCACAAAACUAAACCCUCACCCAGACCUUAGCGACGUAGGCCAGAAGGGCCCUGGGGAUGAGGAGGAAGACAUCCCUGGUCCCUGCCUGGCCUACCAUGCGCCUGCUGCUGACCCUCGACAUCUGCUGGAAGGGCCCCUGCCUGCCUCUCCUGCGCACUCCAGCAGCCCGGGUAAACCCUCGGACUUCUCUGAUUCCGAUGAGGAUGAAGAGGGCGAGGAGGACGAGGAAAUCACCGUGUCCUAG
Onychomys torridus (southern grasshopper mouse) is the source of this 1011-nucleotide messenger RNA. It is a transcript of the gene Dbx1, whose product is annotated as developing brain homeobox 1. Lineage: Eukaryota; Metazoa; Chordata; Mammalia; Rodentia; Cricetidae. Gene Ontology annotation, biological process: regulation of transcription by RNA polymerase II; cell differentiation in spinal cord. The record is from RefSeq and is a predicted model, not a curated record. Gene Ontology annotation, molecular function: DNA binding; DNA-binding transcription factor activity, RNA polymerase II-specific. The transcript is spliced from 4 exons. The coding region runs from base 1 to 1011 and encodes 336 amino acids.